AUGCCGAAAGAAAACCUGAUUUUCAAGUUGGAUAAUCUGGAGUACCAGUACCACCACCUGAAUAAUUCUUUGGCUGGCUUUCAACCUCGCUUAAAAAACACUGCAAAGACAUACAAUGCCAAAGGUAAAAAGACAUCGAAAAAGAUCAGCAAACUACUAGAGUCUUCUAGGAUUGAAGAUGUCUCCCGUGAACUGGAUUCCUUACGUGCGGAAAUUAUCCAGAAAAAGGCUUUCUAUCUCGAGAAGAAGCUAACCUCAAGUUUGGAAAAGACGCUACAACAACAAUACGCAUCACUUUUGAAAAAGCCCACCGAGAAAAACGAAGAUAAACUGAAAGCAUUGACUGAACUGGAUAACAGGCAUUCGAUUCCCGCCUUUGCCAAACUUUUCUCAAGGUCUAAGACCUGUAAGCUCGUUAUUGCUAGACUUGCACCAACUAAAGCUUUGAAAGAGAACCCUCCAAAGUGGUUCGCGAAAAGUGAAUACUUCCAGACUUUCCAAGACAAGAGCAGCACCUACAACCCUGGCCGGGUGUGGAAUCAAGUGGUACUUCCUACUCGUGGAUGCGAGAAACUUCUUAGUCAAGCGAUGGCGGGACAAAAAGUGAAGGAGUUAUUGGCGGCGUUCGACAGCGGCAUGGAUCUAUUCCUAAAUGUCAGAAAAGCCAAGGAGAUCGAGCAGCCGACAGCCGCUAUAGGUGCCUCUGUACCUGCAUUUAAUGAGUCGAGCUCCGAUUCUGCAUCUGAGUCGGAAUCUGAGUCGGAAAAAGAAGAUUCGAAGUUCUCCGAAGGCGCAACUGAUAACAUUGACGAAGAGGAGAUAAUGAGGCAAUACGAGGGCAUGCUCGUGGCCUCCGAUGAAGAGGAGGGUGACAGUGACGCACCCGCCUUGGAUCCCAGUAUAAACUACAAUGAAGUUACAGAUGAGGAGCCUAGCGAAUCAGAAACUGAAUACAACGUUCCAUUGAGUGAUGAAGAAGGCGAUGAGGAACCUCCUAACAAGAAACAUAAAAAAGAUAAGAGCAAGAAGAGCGACAAGAAGGGCGAAAAAAAUGCCAACCUUCCGGAAUUGAUGACGGGUUACUAUAGCGGCGACUCUGACGAAGAUUUUUCUGAAGACGAGGUUGCCGCCAGACAAAUAGCGACGGAGCCUAAACGUAAGAAUAGAAGAGGUCAACGUGCAAGACAAAAAAUUUGGGAGAAGAAGUUCGGUAAGACUGCCAACCAUGUCCAAAAACGAAUGGCCCAAGAGCAAUCUGAGAGGCAGCAGAGACAGGUUGAAUAUGAACAAAGGGCUGCCAAGCGUGCUGCAAAGGCUCAAGAGAGGGAGGCUGCACAGGCGCUAGCACAGCCUUCAAAGGGAAAGGAAGAGAAGCCCAAAGACAUGCCUAUGCAUCCUUCCUGGGAGGCAAAGAAGAAGGCUGAGGAGAAACAAAAAGCUGCCAAGUUUCAAGGUAAAAAGAUUGUGUUUUGA
Messenger RNA from Lachancea dasiensis, 1473 nucleotides. The record is from the annotation of a GenBank genome assembly. Lineage: Eukaryota; Fungi; Ascomycota; Saccharomycetes; Saccharomycetales; Saccharomycetaceae.